AUGGCUUCGGCUUCUGACAACCGCUGUCGGUUUCUCUCUGCUUCCAGUUCCAGUAUAGCAUCUCGCUCUUCUUUUGUACGACGGUUGGCUGAUCGUGGUGCGAAUUUGAGAGCCGGUUUAGUUGGCCCACCUAGCUCAUCGCGUGAGAGCGAUCCUCCUCUAGGUCCUAUGCUUCCUCCGGGUGUUCUUCUGUUCAGAGAUUGUAAUCGUUGGACGGGUGGCCGUGUGGAGGGUGUCGUCGACGAGGAGGCUACUUCUGUAGAGUUCGCAGGCGCCGUUUCUCGCUCGCCUGGCCGUCUGGCUGCGCCGCGUCCGGCUGCUUUGGGAGGCAUCUCGGCCAGAGGACGUCUGAAUUUGUGGCUCACAAAGCUAUCAGUCUAA
Messenger RNA from Talaromyces marneffei, 381 nucleotides. RefSeq lists its product as uncharacterized. The record is from RefSeq and is a predicted model, not a curated record. The transcript has a single exon. The coding region runs from base 1 to 381 and encodes 126 amino acids. Lineage: Eukaryota; Fungi; Ascomycota; Eurotiomycetes; Eurotiales; Trichocomaceae.